Messenger RNA from Naegleria gruberi, 213 nucleotides. RefSeq lists its product as uncharacterized. Gene Ontology annotation, molecular function: protein binding. The record is from RefSeq and is a predicted model, not a curated record. The transcript has a single exon. NCBI's taxonomy places the organism in Eukaryota, Heterolobosea, Eutetramitea, Acrasida, Naegleriidae. The annotation marks the transcript as partial.
UUAUUUUUCAAAACUUUGGAUGGUUUUGGAUUUUCAGAGCAAUAUCAUUAUUUAUACUUUAUUAAGGAUAUGAAACCCUUAUUGGAAAAGAGAAUGGGAGUUUCAUGGGAGAAGAUUCGGUUCAUCUUUGCUGGAAAGGAAAUUGAGAAUGAAAGAAGAUUUGCUGAUUACUGUGUCUGCAAGGAUAGUACCGUGCACGUUAUUAAAAGGUAG